CGGAAGUGAUAGUGAAGACGCGUUCAUGUUAGCCUCCUGAAACGAAUGGAAGCUAACACUGUUUAGUUUGUAAACACUCAUUUUUUUUUGUAUCACCUCAGCUGUCACCGUCCGCCCUUGUCAUAGACACGAUAGUGAUCAAUGACGGCUUUGGUCAGCCAUGGCUGUCGUGUCAUGGAAGGAGAUUUUACUUUUGACUGGACUGGUGGUGGGAUGUUACUGGAACAGUCUGUCGUGCGGAUUUGCGUUUGAUGAUGUCUCAGCUAUUCUUGACAACAAGGAUCUACGGCCCUUAACUCCUCUCCGCAAUCUGUUCCUCAAUGAUUUCUGGGGAACACCCAUGGCUGAGGAGCGGAGCCAUAAAUCUUACCGACCCUUGACAGUGCUCACCUUCAGACUGAACUACCUCUUCAGUGAGCUGAAUGCAGCUUCUUACCAUCUGCUCAACGUCGUUUUACAUGCAGUUGUAUGCGUGCUUUUCCUGCGAGUGUGCCGACUGUUCCUGGACAGGACUUCUGGCUUGGUGGCAGCGUUGCUGUUUGCGGUCCAUCCCAUCCACACUGAAGCUGUAACAGGUGUGGUCGGCAGAGCGGAACUUCUUUCUUCGAUUUUCCUCCUGGCUGCUUUCCUGGCCUACACAAAAUCAACAGGUGCAGACCACUCCAUUGUUUGGACUCCUAUUGCUCUGACGGUUGUUUUAGUGGCUGCAGCAACUCUGUGCAAGGAGCAGGGAAUCACUGUCGUCGGCAUCUGCUGUGUCCAUGAAGUGUUUGUUGCACAAGGGUUCACCCUGCCCUUGCUGUUGGACACACUGCGGCACGUCCUGCAGGGUAAAGACGGCUUUCCUUACGCUGUCCUGCAAACUCUCCUGAAGCUCAUUGUCCUUGUCAUCAGCACCCUGCUGCUCGUCAUCAUCAGGGUCCAAGUCAUCCAGUCCCAGCUUCCUGUCUUCACCAGAUUUGAUAACCCAGCAGCAGUUAGCCCCACUCCUGCCAGACAGCUGACCUUCAACUACCUACUUCCUGUGAACGCGUGGCUGCUGCUCAAUCCCUCUGAGCUCUGCUGUGAUUGGACCAUGGGCACCAUCCCUCUGGUGGAGUCGCUCCUGGACCUUCGUAACCUGGCCACCCUGAUGUUCUAUGCCUUCAUUGGCCUGCUAGCUUACCACAGCCUGCGCUACAGACAUAGCUCUGCCAAGACUGUCAUCAUGGCCCUGUCUUUGAUUGUCCUGCCUUUCAUCCCUGCGUCAAACCUCUUCUUCCCCGUGGGUUUUGUUGUGGCGGAGCGGGUCCUUUAUGUGCCCAGUAUGGGCUUCUGCGUUCUUGUUGCACAUGGGUUCAAGAUUGUCUCACAGAAAGGACACCUGAAGAAGAUUUCCUGGCUGAUAAUUGGGGUGCUUUUAACAACACACACGGUGAAAACAUUCAACAGGAACUGGGAUUGGGAGUCAGAGUACACCCUCUUCACUUCAGCCCUGAAGGUCAACAAGAACAACGCCAAGCUGUGGAACAAUGUUGGCCACGCUUUAGAGAACCAAAAUAAUUAUGCAAGGGCACUCCGGUAUUUUCUCCAGGCCACCCGCGUACAGCCAGAUGACAUCGGCGCUCACAUGAAUGUCGGAAGAACCUACAAGAAUUUAAACAAGUCCAAAGAGGCGGAAGAGGCCUACCUGGUUGCCAAAUCCCUCAUGCCACAGGUUAUUCCUGGUAAGAAGUAUGCGACGCGUGUGGCGCCGAACCAUCUGAAUGUUUACAUAAACCUCGCCAAUCUGAUACGAGCCAACGAAUCUCGGCUGGAGGAGGCGGACCAGCUCUAUCGACAAGCAAUCAGCAUGAGACCAGACUUCAAACAAGCAUACAUUAGCAGAGGGGAGUUGCUGCUGAAGAUGAACAAGCUCUCAGAUGCCCGGGACGCCUACCUCCGAGCCUUGGAGCUGGACCUCACCAACGCUGACCUGUGGUACAACCUGGCCAUCGUCAACAUCGAGAUGAAGGACCCAUCAGAGGCCCUGAAAAACUUCAACCACGCCCUGGAGCUCAACCCACGCCACAAGCUGGCACUGUUUAACUCGGCUCUUCUCAUGCAGGAGUCUGGUGAGCCAAAGUUCUGGCCUGAGGCAAACCGUCGUUUCCUACUCUAUGUGGAAGAGGAGCCUCAAGAUGCCAACGGCUACUUCAACCUGGGCAUGUUGGCCAUGGAUGCCAAUGAAAACGCAGCAGCUGAGCGCUGGAUGCGUAAAGCCAUCGGUUUGCAGGCAGGCUUCCGCAGUGCUCUAUUUAACUUGGCUCUGCUUUACUCUCAGUCCAAACGGGAGAUUGAUGCGCUGCCCGUUCUGGACGAGCUGCUGCGCCACCACCCUGAGCACAUCAAGGGCCUGAUCCUGAAGGGAGACAUCCUCAUGAACCACAAAAAGGACACACAUGGUGCCAAAGAGUGCUUUGAGCGCAUCUUACGCAUGGACCCCACAAAUGUGCAAGGAAAGCACAACCUGUGUGUGGUUUACUUUGAGGAGCGUGACCUGCCACGGGCGGAGCGCUGUCUCCAGGAAACUCUGGCCCUAGCACCGAACGAGGAGUAUGUGCGCCGUCACUUGAGCAUUGUACGAGGGAAAAUGGCUGCCAUGAGCGCGGCAGGGCAUCCUCUUACUGCAACAGAGGGAGCUGCCGUGUUGGCCGAGGAGGAAAAGGAAAGGAGUGUUAAGGAAGAGGCAGAGGAGGGGGUUGUUAAGGGAGGGGAGGAAGGGCGGGGUGCUGAUGAUGUUGGAAAGGGGGUUGGGGAUGAGAAGAAUGCACGGAAAUCCUCUGCAGAAAGCCUGGAAGGUGUGGGCGUGGACCAAUCGGAGUCUUUGGAGGGCAGCCAGCCCGACAAGCGGACUAAGGGUAAGUCAACUAAUGAGAUUAAAGAUAUAGAGGAAAAAAGAGCAGCUGCCUUGAAGAGACUAGAGGAGAUUGAGCGCAUAUUAAGUGGUGAUUGACACUGUAAUACUUUAUAGGGUGGACUACUUUUAUAGAGCUCUCUAAUGCUCCGAUGUAAGACUGCAUUUCCCCCGUUAGAAAUGUGUAUUCUUAAUCAGUUGUCAUGUUAUUUCUUUGAUUUUUCAGGCUGCUCUGUGUGGCUCUGCUGUUGUCACAAUAAUCAUGUUAAGAAGGGAAAUGUAUGUACACAUGAAACUCUUGAAACAAUAAGCACAAAGCCAAUUUGGGGAAAAAUCUAUUUAAAGCUUCUGGCGCGAUGUAGAUGCCAAUGUGUAUCAUCUGAAUGCGACUUCACAUAUCGUAGAUCUGCAGUAGUUCUAAAUAUGUUUUGUUUUCCAUGUGUAGUCAUUGUUUAUCACUGGAUAUUUGUUCACUAAGAUGUGACUCGCUCCUGUGUUAUUGUUUUUAAAAACAGAAUGAUUGUAUGAGACAAUUAAAGGAAAUGACGUGUUCCCCAGAUUUCCUCAAGGCAGGAUGAUAUCUGCGCCUGAGUUUGCACCUCAAAAUAAACCACAGAGAGAGAGAGAGAGGGGGAAAAAACCCCUCCACACUACAACAACAGCAGGCUUCAGCUCUCUUCCAGCAACACCUUCUAAUCUUUAUUGAUCUCACACGGCACUUCCUGCCUCUGCAUCAUCAGCUCCAGCGCUCACAGCUGCCUCCAUCUCCACAAUUUCAUUGUGAUUCCAUCUGAAGACGAUUAUCUCACCCUCUUUGUCACAUUACCCCCUCACAUCUCCUCGCCUGCCUCCCACUAUUCACACACUACAGCCACAUUAAGGACGAAUGUUUUUUCCUGCUUUUCUUGUUUGGUGUACUCCUUCAAUACUAAUCACACUCAACCCAUUUAUUCUGCCGGUCAACAAUGACGCAUCCUCACCGUCAGGCUUCAUCAUGUGUUCCCUGUUUUCCUUCUACUUCACAGGGAGAAUUUUCACAGCGCAUUAGAAAAACAGAUACACUCUUUCAUCUUUCUCAGCAGUGAUUUAAGAUGUUUUAGCUCCCCGGCACUAUAAUAUUCAUCGGAAUGUUCCCCAUGUUACAUUUUUGUAGUAGUCUUUGUGCUCUCCUUUUACAGCUGGGAUCACUCCCAGAAGAAAAUGCUCUGCAUUUGUUUGUAGUAACCACUGAUUUUAUGAAGUGUCCAAUUAAUAACAACAAAUCUGUGAGAAUAACAGCUAUUAUUUUGAAGUUGGAAGGGUUAAAACGUGUGGAAACUGUAUGAAAAAAUAGAAACAAAUAGCAAAAUGUAAAAGAAUACUCAUAGGCAUUUUUAUUUUUUUCUGUAUGUUAUGUGCCCCCCCAUAUUUAGAUUUUCUAAUUUUUCUAAACCUAUAGCCCUUUAUUUUUCCUCAUGCUUUCCCAAAUGCUGUUUGGGAAAGCCAUUUGUUGAACAGCAAAGCUGGGAAUCCACUGGCCUUGGUUGGAUCUUCCUACCUGGUUUGAUAAUCACAUUAAAAUAAAUAAUAAUAAAGGUAAACAAUAAAAAUAAAGGUUUAUACAUUAAACAAAUACACAUUUAGAAAUCGACAUGGAAACAUGUAUACAGAAAUAAAUGGGCAAAAGGAAAAAUGAAUGGAAAUGCUUAUCAUUACUUCUUUUAGUUUGCUAUAUUUACUCACACUUGUAUAUUCUUUAGCAGAUAAGUUGUAUGUAAUGGCACUCGUAUGACUCCAAAAGCGAGUACACAAACAAACAGAAAGUAUUAGAAAUGCACAGAUCUCUUCUUCUACUGUUUCUUCAGGUCUUUCUUUUCAAACACUACACCACUAUACAACCAAGCUGCUGAUUGGAUGCUUCUCAGGAGGUAUGACUAUUAGAAAACAAAAACAAAAAAAAGGCAUGCAACCGAUAGUCAAAACACAUUCAUGUCAAUGUACAAAUGGUUUAUAGCGUAUCCUCGACAGGAGCUCUGAGACUUUAAAAUGACCAGAAUCCAUCGCACGCGUUGCAAAGCAUGUUAAGUAGAAAUAACCUUCUUUGAGAGCCGCUGUUAAUGUCGUCUUCACAGCUCCCGUGAUGUUCCUGUUUGGGCUUCACAGUGCAAUAAUUAGUUUCAUUACGACGACACUGCUCGGUGCAAUUCUUCAUUGUGUCUUAGGGGACAGCAGCUUGAUUACUGUAAGUUAGGAGCACUGUGGUGGUACUAAGGAGCUUUACUAUGCAUCGACUGUUCAGCCCCUUACAUUCUGUGUACAUAUUUACCAUGUACUUGUAUCCAGUGUUAUUUAUUUUCAUAUGCACUGCAAAUACUGGUGUUGUUUGUUUGUUUACCACUGACAGUAUACUUUAAAGUCAUGGUGCAUAUUUUUGUUGCUACUAAUAAGCAAUAUGUGUCACUUGUUAAACAUGUCAUAGAUGUGUUUUUUUCUUCAUUUUUUUUAACAGAGCCCCCCAUUUCAGUGUUAAUCCAUGAAAUAUUCAAUCAUCUGUCCACUUGGAAAACUAGGUACAGCUUUGAAUGAUCCCGUUUGCAAUAUUUUCUGUUAUGUCUCAUUUUGCUGAGUGAAUGAUUUUUGUACGAUUAUACAAUUAUUAUUUUUUUAAAUUCAAUUGCCCUUGGUGGUGGGGGUGUAGGUUAUUAAAUAAAUUCAAAUAAAAUGA
Molecule: messenger RNA, 5579 nt
Organism: Labrus mixtus (cuckoo wrasse)
Lineage: Eukaryota; Metazoa; Chordata; Actinopteri; Labriformes; Labridae
Gene: tmtc3
Product: transmembrane O-mannosyltransferase targeting cadherins 3
Exons: 14
Coding region: 161-2974 (937 amino acids)
Biological process (GO): protein O-linked glycosylation via mannose
Cellular component (GO): endoplasmic reticulum
Molecular function (GO): protein binding; mannosyltransferase activity
Source: RefSeq, a predicted model, not a curated record